AUGACCAAGCUACUGACUGUACUGCUGCUCUCGUUCGCCGUCUCGCUGCGCUGCCGGACGUCGCCCGAGAUGCGCUCGGCGCUGCAUGACGCCAGCGCCACCGGCCUCCUCGCCGCGACGGUCAUCGUUUCGGCCUGCGACCUCAAGCGGCUCAUGCCCAUUGCCCAGUGCAAGCCCGGCGUCUGCAUCUCAACCGACGGCGUCCCCGGCUCCGACUGCCGCCAGUGCAACAAGCUGAACCUAAUGCCCCAAGCCAACUGCCCCAAGAAGAACCCGUGCAACAACAAGAACGCGCCAUGCGUUGCCUGCGCAAAAUACAAGCUCAUGCCUGCCAACUCGUGCGCCGCUCCGGGCUCGACGCCGGCGCCAGCGGUCACGACACUCCCGCCUACGACGCCGUCGGCCAGCCCAACGCCGGCAGUGACGACCCCCGCGUCGACGGUCAAGCCGACACCUGCGGUGACGACACCAAGCGGAUCGAAGACCCCGACGCCUACGCCGACAAAGGCUGGGGGCGCGAAUGGUGGUGCGAACGGAGGCGCGAAUGGCGGUGCAAACGGAGGUGCGAACGGCGGUGCGAACGGCGGCGGCAAGACGACGACUCCGCCCAACGGCAACGGCAACGGCAAUGGCUACGCGAACGGCAACGGCCAGAAUGGCCACGAUGUGAGCACGGGCACCAACAACAGCGACACGUCAAGCAAAUCGUCUGGUAUUUCGGGUGGUGCGAUUGCAGGCAUCGUGGUCGGGUGCAUCGCCGCCGUGAUCCUCGCAGCCUUCCUCUUCUGGAAGAUCAAGAAGGACAAGUCGCGCGAGGAGCAGCUCUUUGCCGACCCGCACGAUCUCGAAGACGCGCAGACGGGGUACGCGGCCAUGUAA
This is a messenger RNA of Saprolegnia diclina VS20, 879 nucleotides long. RefSeq lists its product as hypothetical. The record is from RefSeq and is a predicted model, not a curated record. Lineage: Eukaryota; Oomycota; Saprolegniomycetes; Saprolegniales; Saprolegniaceae. Bases 1 to 879 code for a protein of 292 amino acids. The transcript has a single exon.